This is a messenger RNA of Aspergillus udagawae, 1164 nucleotides long. RefSeq lists its product as uncharacterized. Bases 1 to 1164 code for a protein of 387 amino acids. NCBI's taxonomy places the organism in Eukaryota, Fungi, Ascomycota, Eurotiomycetes, Eurotiales, Aspergillaceae. The transcript is spliced from 2 exons. The record is from RefSeq and is a predicted model, not a curated record.
AUGGGCACGCUGAAGAAGGAGUUGAAUAGGCCUAAGAAGCGGACUCUGGUGCGUUGGGACUCUGACUUAGACGAGCUACUCCUCCUGACAAUACAGUCUGUCUGUAACACAAAAAAUGUGAAGAUUCCCUGGGCAGAUGUUGCGUCCACGAUGGGCCACAACGUCACAGAAGGAGCAAUAGUCCAGCACUUAUCUAAACUCCGCAGUCGCCGGGUUGAUGCUGGUAGACCCGUCCCUCCGGCACUUCGACGGGGCGGCAUGGGGGCUCCGAACAAAUCCUCGAACGCGUCUGCAACAUACUCUAAAGGAGGAGCUCGGCGCAGUAUACGCAACGCACGGGAAUCCGACAGCGCGGCAGAUCCAUCCGAUCUUGCACAAGAUACUGAUAUUUCGUCUGACGAAGAGUACGUGGUUAGACGCCACUCGAAGGCUGAGAGAGACGCUGCACACAGCAAAAGGUCGAGAGUCCAAAGCAAAAAAGACCACCAAGUUCAGGCCCAGUCCGCAAGUGACCAGGACGCUGAUGGCAGUCCGAUCGGCUCUGAAGACUUAGUGGUAUCUGGUGCCCAGUUUCUUGAGUAUCCUAAUCACAGGGUGUCUCGAAAUCGUUCUCCCUCUCGUCUGCGAAAGCGGAGCAAGGUGAUUGUUCUGAGAUACAGGCGUGGAGCGCAGCCUGAAAGCGAAAAGCCUGUCAAAGUCGAGAGUCCAGAACACACUACAGUCAGCGCUUUCGAUCCUCACAAUCAGAGUCUACUUGACCAGCAAUUGUAUCAGGAUCUUCAUGGCACAGACAAAUCAAAUGCGAUGGGUGCGGCAGAUACUCACAGCGUGGGUGGGAAUUAUUUGUCUGCAGGUCACUCAAACAUGGGCAUAUCGUCCAUCCCAAAUCCAAACUCCAAUAUUCUGGAUUUUGCGUCUAGCCAGGGUCUGCAUAUGAAUCCUUAUCAGAACUUUUAUCCCAGUUCACAGAACGAGCAGCUCAGCUUUGUUCCGAACACCUUAAAUGAUCUGAAUCCCCAUCAGAGUGAGCAAAUGGGCAUUGCUCCAGGGGAGCAAAGCAUGUAUUUUGACGACCUUUUCCAGUACAUACAUGCCAAUGAUGAGCAUAAAGACAAUAAUGGGGCCAACUUUGCAGGUCCGGGGGCGAUGGACCCCUUUUUCUGA